AGGGUCCACUCGCCGGCCCCGGCACUAGGCCCGCGGGCAGUCAGGACCGAGGGGCGGCGGCUCCCGCCCCCGGGGCCGGACGUGGCGCCUCCCCUGCCGCAGCGGCCGGACUCUGGAGGUGGGGUCGGGAGCCAGAGGCCGGGGCUCUGAUGUCACCGCUUGGCCUUGGCGCCCGGGCGCGCGUCUCGGGCGGGAUGGAGCUUCAGGACCCCCGGAGCCAGCCAGCUUCGGCACCUACCCGCGCAGCCAUGGAGGCCUUGGGUCCCGGGGAUGACCGUGCCUCCCCCGCCUCAAGCACUCGAAGCCUGGAUCUGCGGCUGUCCGCGCGUGCCGACUCGGCCUACAGCUCUUUCUCGGCGGCCUCCGGCGGCCCUGAGCCACGCACGCCAUCGCCCGGGCCCGACCCCCUCCCUUACCUUGACUGGGACUACGUGCGUGUGGUGUGGGGCGGCCCCGGCCCCGCUCCGCCGGACGCUGGCCCGCGCACCUGCCCGCGGCCCCGGCCCGCGGUGGCGGCGCACUAUGGAGCACAACCCCCUAUCGUAAAAACACCAGGGACUCUCUACAAACAAUCUACUCCGAUUCUUUACGCUCUGGUGGCAGAGGCUGAGGCCGCUUCGCGAACUGUCGAGCCGCCCAGCCCGCCGGCCUCGCGGGCCGCCUACCGCCAGCGACUGCAGGGCGCGCAGCGGCGGGUGCUGCGGGAGACGUCCUUCCAGCGAAAGGAGCUCCGCAUGAGUCUGCCCGCCCGCCUGCGGCCCGCGGCCCCCGCGCGGCAGCCCACCACGCACCCGCGCUCCGCCUCGCUCAGCCACCCGGAUGGGGAGGUGGAGCGGCCGCGCUGCCCGGCCCCCGCGCCAGGAACCGCCGACCCGGAGCGCCUCGCCAGCCAGCAGCGGAAGUGGUGCUUCUCGGAGCCGGGGAAGCUGGACCGCCUGGGAUGGGGUGUCGGGGCGGCGGGGGAAUGCUUGGGUGAGGCCAGCACCGUCGCCGGCGGCCCGGUUGGGCCUGAGCUGGCCGGGUGCAAAGGGCUGCCCGAGAUCCAGCCCCAAGGUCCAGCCGACUGUGGGUCCCAGAAGUUUGCUCCUGCCUACCGGCCUGCUGGUCGGAGUAGGAGCGCUUCCGGGGAAGCCUUAGGCCCCUGGGGAGGUCCAGGAGGGCCCAUGUCAGUCGCCCAGGCUCUUCCCCAACGAGCACAACCGCCCAGGCCAUUGUUUCAGACCAAGGUCUCCAGCUCCAAGAACUUCCUCCCCAGUCGCUGCGGUGGGUGUGAGGCCCCUGCCUCCAGGUGCUCGACUCAGAAGGAGGCUGCAGUGACCUGUCCCACAGAGCUCCCCGCCGGCAGCCCUGCCGACUCUGAGCAGAGGGUCUCGGAGACCUGCCGUGGUCCUGCCUGGCUUCCCUCCCUCCCCGACGACAAGGUCUUCCUGGAAGAGGCCUCGAUGGGCAGAGUGACGUCACCUCCAGGCUCUCAGGCGGAAGAUGCCUGUGCCUCUGAUGAGCAGAAUGGAACUGGCCUGGACCACAGGGCUGGCCGAGUCCCCGCAGAGUGUCCCCUCGACGGGUGUCCGGGGUCAGCAGCGGCAGAUGAGGGCUGGCAAGGGGUGAACGGGUCUGUGGGUGUUUGCGGGCCCACAGGCUCUAGCACCCCUGGGACUGCGAAUGGUGACAUCCCAACCAGUGACCCCUCGGGAAUGCUGGCCACUGAGCCCCCUGCAACCACAGAGAGUGACCCCAUGAAGCCUCUCCCUGUGGAUGGCCCAGGACCUUCAGACAGUCACACCCAAGGGCCUGUUGGCCACACUGCGCUGGGCUGGGGCACUGGCCAGCCUGGUUCCUGGCCAGCAUGGUCCAGUCAGCGCCUCGAGGAGCUGGUUCAGGAGCUGGCCAGACUGGAUCCCUCUCUGAGUGACACUUUAGCCGCCCAGCCCAGCGCAGAGCCACCCCUGGGCCUGCUGGAUGGGCUCAUCCCUUCCGCUGAGGUCUGGGCUGCCAUGUCGGCAGCAGAAGAUGCUGCUGGUACUUCUGAGUCAGGGUCCAAUCAGCUCAGCUCCCCCCAGCUCCUGCCAACUUCUCAGGAGACAAGGCCUGAGGAUCCUGGUGCACACCCCGUGCCUGACCAGCUGUGUGGCCGGGGCCUGCCUGCACCGCACAGCAGCCUCCAGGCCAGGAAAGUGGAGCUCGCCGACAUCCUCCAGAAGAUGCUUGGAGAACUUCACGCCGAGCAGGAGCGGCUGCACCUCAGGGCUCACAAGUGGGCCAGCGGCCAGGCGGCCCUGGAGGCUGCGGUGGGCCAGGCCUGUGCUCCCCGAGAGCUGGAGCGCUUCCGCCGCUUCCUGGCCGACCUGGAGCGAGUGCUGGGGCUCCUGCUGCUUCUGGGCAGUCGCCUGGUCCGCGUGCGCCGCGCCCUGGCCCGGGCGGGUUCAGACGGCGACCCCGAUGAGCAUGCCUCCGUGCUUCAGCGGUUCCGGCUCCUGCAGCGGCAGCAGGAGGACGCCAGGGAGCUCAAGGAGCACGUGGCGCGGCGCGAGCGGGCCCUGCGCGAGGCGCUGGAGCGGGCACUCCCCGCGGAGCAGCUGCGCUCCUACUGCGCCCUGCUGGCCGGCAAGGCCGCCAUCCUGGCCCAGCAGCGCAGCCUGGACGAGCGCGUCCGGUUCCUUCAGGACCAGCUGGACGCCAUCGGCAGGGACCUGGGCCGUCGACCCCUGUCUCCCAGGCUGGUCUGGCCUCCUGGGACCUGUCCACGGGAUGACCCGCCCUUUCCCCCUCCCAUGGUCUAGCCAGGGGAAGGGGAAGCCCUGCCCACGCCUCUCACCCGCGGGGCUGGGUUACUCGGUGCUUUUUCCACCAGUGCUGGGGAGGUCUAAGCCUGCCCUCCCAGGGUCCUGUUUUCCAGAGUUCCUAUGGCCUUGCCCAAGUCAGCUGGGCCAUUUGGUAAUUAACUUAUAGGUUUUAGACACAGCAGUAGGCCCCCUCUUCUUGAUGGCCAGAAGGAGAGGACACAGAGGAGCACUUCGGGUGCAAAUCCUGUUUUUCCAAUAAAAUUGGUUAAAGUGUGUGUGUCACCGGCA
Molecule: messenger RNA, 3071 nt
Organism: Oryctolagus cuniculus (rabbit)
Lineage: Eukaryota; Metazoa; Chordata; Mammalia; Lagomorpha; Leporidae
Gene: SHROOM1
Product: shroom family member 1
Biological process (GO): actin filament bundle assembly; cell morphogenesis
Cellular component (GO): adherens junction; apical junction complex; apical plasma membrane
Molecular function (GO): actin filament binding
Source: RefSeq, a predicted model, not a curated record